UUCUUCUGUUUGAUAUUUUGAUUUUGAAAAAGUCAAAGUAAUAAAGUUCAUCAAGCUAUAGUCGCUAAUUGCUUAUUCAUUAAUCUAACAAUCACACAGAUGUUUUGAGCUUAUUGAAAUAUAAAUUAAUAAAUUAACCAUUUUAGCUGCACACUAUUGUUAUGUGAAUAUUUUGUUCCGUAAAUUAAUCAACCUAUAAUGUUUCAAUGUAUUAAAGGAAGCAUUUGUCUCUCCUGGAUUUUAACUCUUAAUUUAAUAUUUUCCGUUUUAACUCGUAGUCAAACUGUUAUAGCUGGCCAUCUAUCCCGCACGCCUCAUAACCUUUCAUGUUAUGAGUGUAAUACCUUAAAUCAUGGAGAUACAUGCCGAAAUCUUCAAUACAACAACUCAGCACUACAGAGAUCCUGUAAAACAAGUCAGAUGUUUUGUUCUGUUAUUCUAUUUCGAUAUUCUGCUGAUUCUAGUGAGUAUUUCUUUUGGUCUAUCGAGCGACGUUGUGAAGAAACAUGUCAUGAAGGUUGCAACACUGUUGGUGAGCGGGUGAAGCUUUUUCUCUGUCGAUCUUGCUGCAAUAAAUAUCUCUGCAAUUAUGGCAAUUUUGGAACAGAAAAUGCUACCCCAAAUGAUAAAUAUUUAAUUUUAAUUGCAGGAAUGGCACUAUACAGAUAUUUUACAUUUUUUAAAUCCUUGGAAACUUUGCUUUAAGAGAUUGUCCUUAAUUAUAAUCACAUAUAAUAUUUAUGUAUAUGACCUCUUCAUAAUGAUGUGUAAUUUACCUGAGCCUGAGAGAUUUUUAAAGUGUACAUUUAAAUAUUUUUCUGGUAAUGGAUGUCUUUAAGAACUUUACAUUUUGUUAAAAGUAGAAAAAUAUUUGUAAAAAGUUGUAACAACUAUUGAUUUAAGUCUUAUAUUUUUAAG
Molecule: messenger RNA, 918 nt
Organism: Parasteatoda tepidariorum (common house spider)
Lineage: Eukaryota; Metazoa; Arthropoda; Arachnida; Araneae; Theridiidae
Source: RefSeq, a predicted model, not a curated record